Coffea arabica (coffee) is the source of this 849-nucleotide messenger RNA. Its product is annotated as eugenol synthase 1-like. NCBI's taxonomy places the organism in Eukaryota, Viridiplantae, Streptophyta, Magnoliopsida, Gentianales, Rubiaceae. The record is from RefSeq and is a predicted model, not a curated record.
AUGGAAAGAAAUGAGAGUACUAAAAUCCUCAUCUUUGAGCGGACUGGAUAUAUUAGUAGCUACAUGGUGAAGGCAAGCACAAAUUUGGGAUAUCCAACUUAUGUCUAUUCCAGGCCUACCUCCCCCAACAUAGAUUUGCUUAAUGAGUUCCAUUCUUCGGGUGUCACAAUAUUCAAGGGUGCAAUGGAUGAGCAUGAGAAACUAGUGUUGGUUCUUAAAGAAGUUGAUAUUGUGAUUUCUGCAUUAGCAUGCCCUCAAGUUCUUGACCAAUUGAAAAUUAUUGAGGCCAUCAAAGUUGCUGGUAACAUAAAGAGGUUUCUACCGUCAGAUUUUGGAUGUGAAGAAGAUAGAGUAACUAUGCUGCCUUCCUUUCAAGAAUUUCUAAAUAAGAAGAAGAAGAUAAGGAGAGCCACUGAAGCAGAAGGGAUCCCAUAUACGUUUGUGUCUGCAAAUUGCUUUAGAGCAUAUUUUGUCAAUUACUUGCUUCGUCCACAUGACCACGAGAAGGAGGACAUAACCGUGUAUGGCAGUGGGGAGGCCAAGGGUACUGUUCUUCUUAUUUGGUAUGAAGGAAAUGAAGGUGAAGAGUUGCAGAGGCAAAGAAAUGAAGGUGAAGAAGUGCAGCGUACAAGAAAUGGUGCUGAUUCUGCAGUGCUUCCAUUGAGGAAAGCAAACCAGGAAUGUAACUUUGUGCCUCAACAUAAUGCAUGCAUCACUUUCUUGUUCAUCAUCAAUCUUGUACUCUUAGCAAUUUAUCUUUUCAUUCAAAUUGUUAAAGCAAUCACAGUUUCUUGUUCCAGUAAUAGUAGAUGUGUUCCAAGCUGUUUGGCCCUUACUGGUCAUGCAUGA